Leptomonas pyrrhocoris is the source of this 3059-nucleotide messenger RNA. RefSeq lists its product as hypothetical. The coding region runs from base 1734 to 3059 and encodes 441 amino acids. The transcript has a single exon. The record is from RefSeq and is a predicted model, not a curated record. Lineage: Eukaryota; Euglenozoa; Kinetoplastea; Trypanosomatida; Trypanosomatidae.
GUCUCAAAGGAGUUAGGAUAACAUAUUCCUAUAACGAUAAAUUUGUUUAUAAGUAAAUAUCAAAAAAUCCAAAAGGUAUCACAGACGUUAGAAGACGCAGUCACCAUAUUGGCUGCUUUGUUUACUCGUUAUUCCCACACACUUCUCUAUAUGUAUCAGCCAUAUUUUCUGUAUUCUUUCUUUUUUCGAGGUACUGUUCGCACCGACUGACGCACUUGUUUACUAAACUACGCUCUAGGUGCCGCGCAUGUAACGCUGAGAUCGUGGUAAACGUCAUUGAUACCCUUCCAACUUCUUGUAUACGACGUUCUUUUCUCAUUGCGGCAGCUGCGCUUUCUAUAAAACAAAAACCUUUCUUUAUAUAUAUAUAUUUUCUCCUCCUCCUUUUUAAAAAGUUCUCAAUUUGCGAGAAGUAGCUCGUUACGAGCUGGCAAUUUUUUUUUUCCCUGUACGUGUGUGUGUGUCUUUGCUCGCAGCUCCAAGCGAAACAAACAAUAGAAUUUGCUCUUGUGUCACUCGGACGCAAACCAUUAUUUAUUAAACUCUUUUUCUUCUCCCUCUUUUCUUUUUAUUACUAUUACUUGAAAACUCAACAGACUGUUCUUUGUUUGUUUCGUCCAAACGAGCGUUCUCGAAACUUUUGGAAUCCUCCGAAGUGAGAGAAAGCGCUUCGCUGACUGUUUGGCGGUGAUUUACAUGAACUAUCGAUUCUCGUUUUUACCUUUUUCUUCUUUGGUUUCCACACCUAUUAAAUUCGGUCUUUGUUUGUUUCGCUGGCGGUUUUUUUUUCUGAUCUCGCUUCUUGCUGCCAGCCUUGAAGCAGCUACUCAUCUUUACUGUAAACGGUGCUGUGUCUGCACGUCCUUACUAGUCACCGACUACAAAUUCAACGAAAGAAGACGUUUUUUUCCAGCUGUCCUUAGAAGGUUAUUCCUUUUCUUAUUUCUCCUCCUUCUUUUUUGCUUCCAGUUUCCAGUUUGCUGAUUACUGGGACGACUCAGCAGCUGCUUUCUCUUCUUCGCCGUUUCGAUUGUUCUUUCUACUGUUAUUGUUAUUGUUGUUGUUCUUCACGCUUCUCUUCUUUGUGUUUGUUCUCGCAACUGUGAUCAGCGCCGUUUUGUUGUCCGUGAACUAUCACCGUUUUCUACCGCUCUCUAUUUUCAUCUGGUACAACUUCUACGUUGAGCUUUAUGCGGCUAAGAGAAACCACUAUUUUGCGUCGUAGUAGUAGUAGUAGUAGUAGUAUCGUUUAGGUGGACGUGCGUGUCCGUUGAGGCGCCAAAACUCGUCUCCGCACUGCAAUUUGGAAAAAAGAGGGUUUAAAAGGAAAGGGAUUAAGACCGCGUCUGAUUGACGUUACCGUGGUGGUUGAACUGGUGCGAGCAGUGUGUGUAACUUCACAGGGAAAGACGUGUGAGAUUGAUUUCCUUCCUUUCCUAUGCGUGUGUGUGAGCGAGGGUGUUUUUUUUUCCUUUCUGUGUGUGUGUGAAAGACACUAUCGUUUCUCUUUGUGUUGUUAUUGUAUUGUAACGAGCACGUGGGAGUGAGCAGGUUUCGAUUUAACUCUUCAUUUUAUUUUAUCUCUCUCUCUCUCUUGGGUGAUACCGACGGUUUCGUCCAGCUUUGAUUUGUGGUGGAGUGCUCUCCUUCGUAGACGCGGAAGAUCUCAAUUUCCGAUUUCGCCGGAACACCGUGGAGGCAGCUCGUUUGUCUUCGUGGUUCUUCCCGCCCAGAUGAGCGCCUUUGACACCCAAAGUCCCUUCUCCAACCGGCGGGUGUCGCAUUUUGCCACCCCGACUCGCCGCAGCAGCCCCUUCGCUACCGCCGACGCCGAGCUGUCCGCCAUCACCGCUGGCUGCGCGGAUCGCGGCCGCUGCCGUGACGUGCCCAGCGCGCGGUGCGACGUCCGCACCUCGAACUGCACCCCUGUGCGAGCAGCGGCAGAAGAUGUGUCUGCAGCGCACAAGCAGCGCGGUGCGACGUCGCCUGUGACGGUGCGGGCUGCGGUACGUCAAAUGGCUGUAUCGCCGCGUUGCCGUCGCUGCACCGGGCCGGCCUUCGCCGAAGUGGACGUCCUCUGUGGGUCGCCGCGUGUACAUCUCGCCCUCCCGCCGUUCCGGUGUGGUCAUGGCCGUAAGGCGUCGCAGUUCGGUGAGCUCAACUGCGCGUUGGUGCUGCAAGACAGUCACGCUGAUUUCCACGUAGUGAAGUCGCCCCUCCCCGACCUCGAGGACCGCAGCGCGAGUGAGCCGAAGACGACGGCUUCAUCCCUCUCCAUGACGCCGACGGAGCCGAACAUUGCGUCGCCCACGUCUAAGCACCCUUUCCUGUGCAUCGCAUCGGAGUCACUCGCCGUCGAGGAGGGAAACUCCAGCGUCAACAGCACCAAGAGCCUUCGUUCACCUAACUCGCCCUCCUUCAGCUUCUUCGCUGCAGUGAGUGAGAAGCGCAACUCGCGAGGGCUGGCGAUGAAGCUGGACAGCGCAAGAAACGCCGGGGAGCAGCCGUCGGUGGUGAGCCCGCCCUACUCUGCGCCGCGCCCGGGACAAAGCCCAUGGAAUGACACGACGGCCGCUAGCCUGAGCAGCAGCGCACUCCCAGCGGAGGUGAAUGUCUUCUCGCCUCUCCGCUUUGACUCCCGCGCUGCUCCUUCGAUGCAGUCACAGGGACUCUCCUCCGUCAGCCCAUCCCACCACUCCUCCAUGCGGCUUCUGCCACCACCUGGGUGCUCCUCGCAGUGGCACCUCGAGGACGGCAGGGACAUCUGGGCCCCCGAUGUGGGCGCCUCUCAAGAUCACGCACGUGAUGCCGUGAUGCAGCAACGGCUUCUGCACGCGUUUUUGGCCGUUCUCACGCGCGAGACCGCAGAGCAGGAAAGCGAGGCGCAGUGCCUGCGGUGGCGUCGCCUCAGCGGCGUUUUGCGGCAACUGGUUCACGUUCUUCUGCGUCUGCCGCUGCGUAUUCUCACGCAGCUGUGCGUUCUCUGCCCACGGAAGGUAGCGAGUAGCAUACCGCUGCAGUGCUUUUCGAGGCGAGGCGUAUCUGCCGCCUCGUCAUAA